AUGAAGCGCCCAACCAAUGAACCGACAUGGCAAGCGCAAGCCAGUCGGAGGCAUUUGGUACAGCUGUACAAUACACUUGCCAGGCGCCUCGAUCCAAGUGGCCACGCCCGAAGAACCUCUGUUCCCGCCAAGAAUCCCUUGCCCAACAGACCCAACAAACGCAAGUGUAAUCCCAGUGACACAGAACGCCAACCAUGCUCUCAAGAUCCCCCACAAGAAUCGUCCCCCCCACCGCCAUCGACAAACUCAAACAUUCCGAGCGAAGAUUCCCGUCCUACCCACGUAGGAAGAGUCAGGCCCACCAAGAUUCAAACAAGAAAGGGCAAUUUUUUUUUGCUGUACAACCAACAAGUGGAAACAUCACAAACCCCCAAGUCUUCCGCUGGGCCCUCGUCGUCUCAAACCACUAGUCCUUCCACGCGGUCCUCCACAUCUCGAACGCGCUCCAUAUCUCGAGCGUCCAGUUCCUCAGGUGGGUACUCCGUCCGGCAAUCCCCUCGCCUGAGGGCAGCCCGAGAAGCGCGCUCCCCAUCUCAAACGUCUCAAUCAACCAGAGGGAAAGCUCAGAGCUCCCUACCCGACAUCAAGGAGGAAUCUGACAAUGAUAGUGACUUGCCGUCCGCCCGAGUGAAGAUGUUCACGCAAGCCACAAGCUCAUCAGCUUCGGAGUCCACCGCCCCCGACUUUUCCUCCAGGCAAACCUCCGUUGCCACUUUGGAUGACAGCGGCAGUCAUUCAAGCGCCGAUACCGUUUGGGAGGAUCCUGCCUCCAGGCAAACCUCCGUUGCCACCUUGGAGGAGAUGCCCACGCAAGCCACAAGCUCAUCCGCUUUGGAGUCCACGGCCACCAACUUUCCCUCUGGGCAAACCUCUGUCGCUACUUUGGACAAUUUGGCUCAGUCUCCUAUCAAUGCCACUCCCCCGCCAGAUUCCCAGCCCGGGGUUCUAGACUCCCCUACCGGUUCAAAUCCAGUGCCAUCUGACCGUGAAACAUCCAAAGAGUCCAAAAUGCCGGCCCGCCACUUGGAAGCAUCCGGAGCACGGGGAUUACUCCGCAUGCUGGAGGGGAACCCGACUCGACCCAAGAAGACCAAGACGACCAAACAGAUCUUGGAGAACCCAUCACCCAGGAAUCUGUACCAGUUGAAUCGCAACGAGAACACUCGCCACAUCGCCGUGCCUCCUACCAGGAUGGAGAUCGACCCGCGUCCAGACCGCCGCGGCCUCUUCUUCCAACUAUUGACCAUCACUGGCGUCCGCUCAGUCAUUGCCUACAUCAAUUGGUGCACCUUCGACCCCUUCAACCCGUUCGAUCCGUUCGACCCGCUCAACCAGAAAGUCGAGUUUCCCUGA
Molecule: messenger RNA, 1353 nt
Organism: Puccinia triticina
Lineage: Eukaryota; Fungi; Basidiomycota; Pucciniomycetes; Pucciniales; Pucciniaceae
Exons: 3
Coding region: 1-1353 (450 amino acids)
Source: RefSeq, a predicted model, not a curated record